Molecule: messenger RNA, 3672 nt
Organism: Temnothorax curvispinosus
Lineage: Eukaryota; Metazoa; Arthropoda; Insecta; Hymenoptera; Formicidae
Gene: smid
Product: nuclear valosin-containing protein-like
Exons: 11
Coding region: 505-3390 (961 amino acids)
Biological process (GO): ribosome biogenesis
Cellular component (GO): nucleus
Molecular function (GO): ATP hydrolysis activity; preribosome binding; RNA binding
Source: RefSeq, a predicted model, not a curated record
CUGUUCAGGGUGUUCAGAUUUUCAGAUUCCUUAGCACUCAUGAGAACUGAUAACUCCGGAAACAAGGGGAUCACUUUGAUUGACUCCGAUUUCUAAUCGCCGGCAGCGGCGGCAUCGCGCAGCGGUCCGUCUGUCCAGUGUCCUGUAGUCCAGUCCGCGCUCCGCACUCCGUACUUCGUUGCUGAAAUUUCGCUACAUUCUACAUUUCGUUCGCGUUCGCAUCCUGCGGGCCCUGUGGCUUCGCGGCACGCGUGGGCACGCGCGAGCACCAGCCUCUAGGCUCUAGGAGAGAGUCCUAAGACGGGUAAGACCUAGCACCUAGCCGACCUAAAAGUGAGCGUCGACGCGCAUUGAUGGAUUGAUGUGAGAUUACGUGCUUAUAACGAAAGUGUGCGAUUCGAAAGACGAAAGACAAAAGUCGAGUCGACUCCCGUGGCCCCCGCGGGGUGUUUCUCCCCUCACGGUCACCCUCGUUUUCUCAUUUCGCCUGGAACGGCUGGAACGAUGCAGAAGAUGGGCAAACUGAACUCGUCGAUCGAUAUUAUCCCGCUGCAAGGAUCGAGUGGAGAUUACAGAUCGAGACACGUGGACAAUAAGCACAGGAUGGACCAGAGGCUGUUCCGAGAUCAAUCGUUGAUUGAUCGUGUGCAAACGUACAUGCACGAAAAUGAAAAUAAAGUUUAUAUCGAUGUGAAUGAGAUGGCAGAUGCGUUGCAAAGGCGAUACAGAGAUUAUCGUGGUAAGAAACGCGGGGCGUUCCGUGCGAUGGUACGUAAAGCGUACGACGAGCUUACCGAGAUAUUUUCCAAGAAGCCAUCGACACGCGAGUGUUCUGCAUACGACGACGAUGACGAUGACGACGACGACGACGAUUUUGAGGAUGUCGACGUCGAGUCAGAUUCGCAACGUACUUCGAUAGGUGACAUGUUGUUACAUAUGUAUAAAAAGACGCAAUACAAGCAGAAUGGAAACUCGAGCGAUAAAGAAUUGAUAGACAUUAGUAGCGACGACGAUGGCGCUAAUAAAGUUGAUUCUUCCAAGCCUGAAAAAGACGUAAAGACGUCUGAGCCUGGGUGUACGGUAGCUGUAGAAUCUCCGCCCGUGUCAGUUGCUUCAACGGUUGCCACUUCAAAACCGGAAACAGUAGUAAUCGCUAAGCCAGAACAGCCGAUUAACAACGCGAAACAAGAGACUGCCGUAGCGAAGCCAGAAAUGUCUAUCUCAAAACCAGUAAAACUAGAAAAACCAGAAAUAUCAGAAACCGUGAAAUCAAAAAUACCUGCAAACGAAGCCACGAAGCAGCCACUAAUGGUGGAAGCUACGAGAAAACGACAAAGAGACAAGGAUAAUAGCAAUGGACAAUUUUCAGUUGCAAAGAGGGCGAAGACCUUACCUAUCACAAAGUCUCAAGUUACACUUCUUGAUAUAGGAGUUAGUAGCAAAGUUUUGAAAACUGUCUGCAAAUUACUAUUCCAUAUGAUACAUCCUAAAUUAUACAAACAUUUUGGUGCACCUCCACCAAGGGGAUUUUUACUUCAUGGACCACCCGGCUGUGGGAAAACGUUACUGGCACACGCAGUUGCGGGACAAUUAGAUAUGCCUCUACUAAAAGUAGCAGGACCCGAGCUUGUGACUGGAAUAUCUGGUGAAAGCGAAGCUCGUAUCAGAGAAUUAUUCGAGCAAGCCUUAGCUCUUGCGCCAUGCGUCGUUUUCGUGGACGAGAUAGAUGCUGUCAUGCCAAAUAGAGCUACGGCUCAAAGAGAAAUGGAAAGAAGAAUUGUGGCACAAUUAUUAUCAAGUUUAGAUGAAUUGAAUUUUAACGAAAAUGGAGAUAAAGUACUGGUGAUCGGAGCGACAAAUCGACCUGAGUCAUUAGAUCCUGCUUUAAGAAGAGCAGGACGUUUCGAUCGUGAAGUGUGCCUUGGAAUACCAGAUAGAGAAGCAAGAGUUAAAAUCUUAGCGGUGCAUACUAAAAAAGUCGUAUUGGCUCCUGAUGUUAGUUUGUCGACAAUAGCUUCCCUUACGCCAGGUUUUGUAGGUGCGGAUUUAGUUGCUUUAAUUAGGGAAGCUGCCAUGGUCGCUGUAGAUAGAGUAUUUGAGGAUCUAAGUAGAUCAAAACAGGAAACAAAGUUAUCCGAAGUGACCGAUGUCGAGAAACAAGCGGAUAAACAAGUUGAAAUUCCCGAAAACUCGGAAAAUUUAAUUGAAACUAGUGUUGCAGCCGAAGUCCCUGCUACGAUUGAAAACGAUCUCACGGUUCCAAAAGAAUUACCUAAAGGUCCAACCCCAGAAGUGGCUGAAAUGGAUGUAAUACAGGAGCCUUCGACAGACUUGUCAGCCUUGUUGGCUUGGUUGCGUACCGAACCUCUACUUUCCUCAGAACGUCUAUCGACCUUGUGUAUUGAGCACAGUGAUUUUGUGACUGCUGUAGGCAUUGUUCAACCUUCGGCGAAAAGAGAAGGAUUUGCGACAGUUCCCGAUGUAACGUGGGACGAUGUCGGCUCAUUGCAAGACAUACGGCAAGAAUUGCAAACAGAAAUUCUCGCUCUUGUCAAGUAUUCUGAAUAUUGUGAUAUAUUAGGUAUAACAGCUGCCAGUGGGGUAUUGCUAUGUGGUCCGCCUGGAUGCGGAAAAACAUUACUGGCCAAAGCCGUCGCCAAUGAAGCUGGAAUCAAUUUCAUUUCUGUUAAAGGACCAGAACUUUUAAACAUGUAUGUUGGCGAAAGUGAGAAAGCAGUUCGUCAAUGUUUCUCAAGGGCGAGAAAUUCAACGCCAUGCGUCAUAUUUUUCGACGAAAUAGAUGCGUUGUGUCCUAAGAGAACAGAAGGCGAGAAUUCCGCGACAGCGCGCGUCGUUAAUCAAAUGCUUACAGAAAUGGACGGUGUGGAGGGCCGGCAAGGAGUAUUCCUUAUGGCAGCCAGUAAUCGACCUGACAUUAUAGAUCCAGCUGUUUUGAGGCCAGGAAGACUGGAUAAAAUUUUAUACGUUGGUCUUCCGAAUGCUUCAGACAGAGUGGACAUUUUACGUGCAGUAACAAAGAAUGCAACGAGACCGAAACUUGCUUCAGACGUCGACUUGAAUCAAGUCGCAUAUGACAAUAGGUGUGAAGGUUAUACUGGUGCAGAUUUAGCAGCCUUGAUAAGAGAGGCUGGUAUGGAAGCAUUGAAGGAAAUAAUAGCUGGUUUUGGAAAGCCAGAAAUUUCGAUGCGACACAUUUUUCAGGCAUUCGAUAAAGUGCACCCGUCCGUUCGCGAGAAGGAUAUUAAACAUUACGAAAAGUUAAGCAAGUUGUACUCGAUUAGAAAGAAUCCUGAUCCUGAAGUUACACCAAUGGAUACGCCACUAGAUGCACCAAUUGUUGAUGUAGUCAUGGAACCGAUGGAAACUUAAAAAGUAUAAUUAUUAAAAGCCUAUAAGAAUUGCCGAAGAAUUCUUCCAAAACAAAAAUUUAUAUAAAAACUUUCACACAGAAAAGACGAAACUCUCCCGUAAUGGUGCAAUUUAAUUUCCGCGCAUUUAUGUCUCAUAAAAAAAGUUUUUAACGUUGACUGGAUUAAUGAUUAACUGAUGAUUUAUUAUUGUUUCAAGAUAUACAUUUAAUACAGUCGGUUAAAAUACCUUGUUAUUCUCUCUGUAGAUAAAUAAAAAAAUUUAUAUAUAUAUUUAUAUAUA